AUGACACAAACCGACCCCUCCCCCAAAGAUCCAAACCACUUAAAAGGUCUCAUCAACAGAUACAGACCAGAUCUGAAACCCUUCGAGGAAAUCUAUCGCCACAUCCACUCCCACCCCGAACUCUCAGGCCAAGAAGAACAAACAGCCAAAAUAGUCUCUUCCCAUAUCCACUCUCUAGGUCUAGAUGUCCACACUAAGAUCGGCGGCCACGGCGUCGCAGGUGUCCUUGAGAAUGGACCGGGCCCUAAAAUUCUCCUUAGAGCGGAUAUGGACGCCCUCCCAUUGGAAGAAAAGACCGGGCUUUCGUACGCAAGCACCAAGACUAUGAAAGAUAGUACCGGUGUUGAGAAACCCGUCAUGCACGCCUGUGGACACGAUAGUCACGUUGCGACUUUACUGGCCGCUACUGAGCUGUUAGUUAACGCGCGCGAAUACUGGAGCGGGACUGUUAUUUUUGUUUUCCAGCCUGCGGAGGAAGAUCUAGAUGGUGCGAAAGCUAUGUUAGAGGAUGGGCUUUGGGAAAAAGUUCCAAAGCCGGAUCUUGUUCUUGCGCAGCAUGUUAUGCGCAUGAGGGCGGGAAAUGUCAAUCUUCGCGCUGGAAGAUUACUUACUGCUGCUGAUUCGUUUGAUGUGAGAAUCUUUGGACGCGGGGGACAUGGAUCUUCACCGCAAGCUGCUAUUGAUCCUAUUGUUAUCGGUUCUUCGAUUGUGGUGAAGUUACAAUCUAUUGUGUCGAGGGAAGUCACACCUGGUGAACUUGCUGUUGUUUCAGUUGGAAGUAUUAAUUCGGGGUUUGCGUCGAAUAUUAUCCCCGAUUAUUUGGAUAUGCAAAUAUCCGUGAGGACUUUUUCAGAAGAGGUCAGGAAAAGAGUCCAUGAUUCUAUUCGAAGAAUUGUGAAAGGGGAAUGUUUAGCUGGUGGUGCUGUUAAAGAUCCCUCUAUAAAUCUUGUUUCUUCGACGCCGGCAACUGUUAAUGAUGAGGAGACUGUGAGGGUUUUGAAGGGGACUUUUGGGGGAUAUUUCGGUGAUAGGUUGAUUGAGAUGGAGAGGCCUAGCGCUAGUGAGGAUUUCUCGCUUUUGGCUACUGAUGUUGGGGCGCCGUAUGUUAUGUGGAUGUUUGGGGGGAUUGAGGAGAGGGUUUGGGAUGAUGCUGUUAGGAGGGGGAGGGUUGAUGAGUUGCCUGUGAAUCAUUCGCCUUAUUUUGCGCCGGGGGUGAAGACUACGAUUAGGACUGGGGUUGAUGCUAUGGCUUUGGGGGCUUUGACUUUUUUGAAGUUGAAGUGA
Penicillium angulare is the source of this 1284-nucleotide messenger RNA. Its product is annotated as putative zinc metallopeptidase. The record is from RefSeq and is a predicted model, not a curated record. Gene Ontology annotation, molecular function: hydrolase activity. NCBI's taxonomy places the organism in Eukaryota, Fungi, Ascomycota, Eurotiomycetes, Eurotiales, Aspergillaceae. Bases 1 to 1284 code for a protein of 427 amino acids. The transcript has 2 exons.